Gymnodraco acuticeps is the source of this 7688-nucleotide messenger RNA. It is a transcript of the gene dock10, whose product is annotated as dedicator of cytokinesis 10. The record is from RefSeq and is a predicted model, not a curated record. The transcript has 57 exons. Bases 269 to 6895 code for a protein of 2208 amino acids. Gene Ontology annotation, biological process: positive regulation of GTPase activity; regulation of cell migration; small GTPase-mediated signal transduction. NCBI's taxonomy places the organism in Eukaryota, Metazoa, Chordata, Actinopteri, Perciformes, Bathydraconidae. Gene Ontology annotation, molecular function: guanyl-nucleotide exchange factor activity.
AGUGCAGGAAAGAAACAGAAAGCUUGCAAAGCAGGACUGGUUAAAGGGAAAGAAGACCAGAGAGGACAGUAGGAUGGAGCCUCAGAUAUCCUACUGGGCCUGAAAAGAGCACAGCACCACUGGCCGGACCAGGUGCUAUCUGGACUGAACUGUGUCAUCAGGGCAGGCACUUCAGGUUCAGGUUAGGAUAAACAAGGAGUCUCAGUUCAGGUGAAGCCUACACUGCUGAACGGAAUCACGCUGGACUAGGAGACGACAGCAGAGGAUUAUGGGUUGUUCGGCCAGUGUUGUCCUGCUUCUACGUUCAGUGGGCGGUGUAGACUGCGGUCACAUGUGUUCGCGACAGGACCAGAUGUCAUUGGAAGCUGCCACUCCAACCCUAGAGGGUUACACCACUACCACAUCCCCUCUGACCAUCAUAGUAAUGCAGGAGAAGCCAAAGCUGAUCGAUCCUCUCGACUAUGAGGCUGUCCUUUCUGAACUGGGGGAUGAGUUGAAGGAAGACCCUCUCAGAGACCUGCUCCUAUUCCCCGACAAUGAUUUCUCAGUAUCCACUGUGCCUCAGGAGAGACGCACUCUCAAAUCGACUGUUCCUGAGGGGGCAGAACUACAGGCUGAAUGUCUGCUGGUCAGACAGGCCUGUCAGUAUUACAACUCCGACCUAAAUGUGGUCCAGUUCAAGUAUGAUGAGUACGCUGGAGACUACCGCCUGCUGCCCAGGAAACUGUACAAAGCUGAGAAGCUGCCGUCACAUUCUUUUGAGAUCGACCAUGAAGACAUUGACAAGGAUGAGGAUACAACAUCCCUGUCCUCGUCCAAAGGAGGGGGAGGUGGUGGAGGUGGGAUCGGUGUGUUUCGGUCAGGAUGGCUCUACAAAGGGAACUUUAAUAGCACCGUCAACAAUAGCAUUACUGUUCGGUCGUUCAAGAGGAGAUAUUUUCAGCUCACCCAGUUGACGGAUAACUCGUACAUCAUGAACUUUUACAAAGAUGAAAAGAUCUCCAAGGAGCCCAAAGGGUGCAUCUUCCUUGACUCCUGCACUGGUGUGGUACAGAAUAACCGUCUAAGGAAACAUGCCUUUGAGCUGAAAAUGAACGAGGUUACGUACUUCGUGCUGGCCGCGGAGAGCGAGCAGGACAUGGAGGAAUGGAUCAGCACUUUGACCCGCAUCCUACAGAUCAGUCCCCACGAUGGUCCCGCUCCUGACCGCAAGAGUCUUGACCUCACCGACCAUCGGCAGGAUGUGUUUGACCUGUCGUUGAGUGACUGCUGCUUACAGGAGAAUGAAGAUACUACAACAGAGAACGGCAUCAAUCCAGAGCUAGCAAAGUAUAUCUCUGAGACAGAUGAAGGAAUUCGUUCUGCCAGGAGAGAAGAGAGAUUGAAUCUGUUCUCCCUGGAUCCUGAUACUCCUGUCCUGAGGAGCCCGCGGACCGAACAUUCGUCAGUUGAAAACUCAACCGUGCGUCCGUUUGAGGAGAAACUGGGCAGGAGGUUUAUGAUAACCUGCCGAUCUCUCAACCUCAUGCUACAGGGCUGCAUCAACGAGACUGAAACUGGACCGGUCACUAAUAUUGAACCCCUCUUUGUGUCACUGGCUCUGCUGGAUAUACGAGAAGGAAGGAAGGUGUCUGCAGAUUUCCACGUAGACCUCAACCACGAGGCGGUGCGUCAGAUGUUAGGAGGCUGCUGUAACGAGACAGUUGAACCGGCGACGGGGGUCGGAGUUCAGGAGAAUGGCCUGAGCUCUCCUGCUGAGAAGAAGCCAGGUGACUGUAGCCUUAGCCCGGAGCUGGAGCAGUGGCUAAGCUUUCCCAAACAGGCCAUUUUCUCAGUCACCAACCCCCACACCGACAUCGUGAUGGUGGCAAGAGUGGAAAAGGUGCUGAUGGGAAAUAUUGCUUGUGGGACGGAACCUUACAUCAAGAAUACGGACUCCAGCAAGACUGUGCAGAAGAUUUUGAAAUCCAACAAACAGUUCUGUAGCAAACUGGGAAAGUACCGCAUGCCAUUUGCCUGGUCCGUCAGGUCAGUGUUUAAGGAUAACCACGGGGCCCUAGACAGAGACUCUCGUUUCUCGCCUCUCUUCAAACAGGAGAGCAACAAGAUCACCACAGAUGACUUGAUUAAGAUGGUGUCUGAGUACAGGAGGGCUGAGAAGACCAGUAAACUGCAGACUAUUCCUGGCACGCUGGAAAUCUCCGUUGACUAUGUUCCAUUGGAGCAUCCCAACUGUGUGACAUCCUCCUGUGUACCGGUGAAGCCCUUUGAGGACCUGAGCAAACACCUGCCUACUGUGGAGGUGGAGGAGUUUGUCCAGGACACCACCAAGUUCACACAGCCACACCGCGUCUACAGGAAUCACAUCUACGUCUACCCCAAACACCUCAAAUAUGACAGCCAAAAGAGCUUUGCUAAGGCUCGUAACCUUUCCGUCUAUGUGGAGUUCCGCUGCUCAGACGAAGAAGUUGCCAAACCUUUAAAGUGUAUCUACGGCAAGCCAGGAGGUCCAGUCCUCACCACAGCAGCCUGUUCUACAGUCCUACAUCACUCCCAGAACCCCGACUUCUACGAUGAGGUGAAGAUUGAGCUUCCUACUCAACUUCAUGAAAAGCACCACCUUCUCUUCUCCUUUUACCACGUCACCUGCGACAUUAAUGCUAAGACGAAUGCUAAGAGGAAAGAAACCCUGGAGACCCCCGUGGGGUACUCUUGGCUGCCCCUCCUCAAAGAAGGCCGCCUGUCUUCCCAGGAGUUCAGCGUCCCUGUCUCCUGUAACCUGCAGCCUGGAUACCUGGCCAUCAAGGAAGCCAGCAACACCAAGAAUGGAGCUGAUGUAAAAUGGGUCGAUGGGGGAAAAACUAUUUUCAAAGUGUCAACCAAUGUCGUCUCCACAGUAUACACCCAGGACCCCCACCUGAACCGAUUCUUCCAGCAGUGCCAGAAAAGAGAGCUGGACCUCUCACUACCUCCUACCUCCAACUUCCUCAACUGCCUGAAGGGUCUUCUCAGUAUGGAGAGAAUCCCAGUGAUCAUCCGAUAUCUGCCUGUGCUAUUCAACCAGCUUUUCAAGGUUUUGACACAGAAUGACAACGAUGAUGUCACUACUGCCACCACCAGAGUGCUGGUUCACAUUGUUGCAAAGUGCCAUGAAGAAAACCUGGAUCACUACCUGCACUCCUAUAUCAAGUAUGUGUUUAAGUCAGAGGCCCACGGCUUCAGGACGGUUCACGAGGAGCUGGCUAAGGGGAUGACCUUUGACCUGAAGAGCAAUGAGCAGGCAGCAGUCAGGAACGUCCUGAAGUUCUCGUGGUUCUUCUUUGAGCUGAUUGUGAAGUCCAUGGCCCAAAAUCUGGACGAUUCUGACAAGGUCAAGCUUCCGAGGCCCCAGCGUUUCCCCUCAUCCUACCUGAGCCGCGUGGAGACCCUGGUGGAGACGGUGUCUGAACACAUCUUCUGGAAAAACAAAGAUCUAGCAGAAGAGACACGUAGCGCAAACUUGGCCGUAGCAGCUUUUGUCAAGCGUUGCUUUACUCUCAUGGACCGAGGCUUCACAUUCAAACUCAUAAGCAACUAUAUAAACAUGAUCACUGCCACUGACAGCAAGGUGUUGUGUGAGCGGAAAUUUGAAUUCUUGAGAGACGUGUGUAACCACGAACACUACAUUCCUCUGAGCCUGCCGCUACCCUCCGCUCGCAUCGCAGACCAUUCAUCCCCAGAGCCACAAAGUACUCAUGUGUCAGUGCCCGAGUACAACCUGACCGGAGAGUUCUGCAGGAAGCACUUCCUGACUGGCCUGUUGCUACGGGAACUGGGGCUGGCCCUCCAGGACGAGCAAGACCUGAGACACCUUGCGUUAGCCACCUUGAAGACUCUCAUGGCCAAACACUCUCUGGAUGCACGCUAUGCCACCAAGGAAAAGCAGGCAAGAAUUGCAUCUCUGUACCUGCCUCUGUAUGGCCUGAUCCUGGACAACAUGCCUCGAUUCUUCCUCAGGGACCUCUUCCCCAUCUACUUCACUUCAAGUGACCAAGGCUCUCGAGACGACCUCAGUGUAGGAGGGGCAGUGGCGGGAGGGGUGAUUCCCGUUACUCGCCAUGGCAACUCUGUGGAUGCAUCCUUUUCUAAAGAAGUUCUAAACUCCAUCACAGUUGCCACGGGUAACCAGACCGACUCUCGGGGUUCUCUGAUCAGCGUGGACUCCAACCCUAGCAACAGCGACAGGAACAGUGAGAAAAUGGACGGAUGUGAGAAGUUUGCACGGCCGCAGUCCCUCAUAGGCUACGGUUCUCGUUGUGACAAGCUGGACCAGGCAGAGACCCGCAGUCUGCUCAUGUGCUUUUUGCACAUCAUGAAAACCAUAUCUGAGGAUGUGCUGGUGUCCUACUGGCACAGGGCCAUUCACCAGGAGAUCUCCGACUUCUUUAACAUCCUGGAGCUGUGUCUUCAGCACUUCAGGUUCCUGGGAAAACGUCACAUCGCCAGGAAGCUAGCAGCGGCAGUAAAGCUGGCCCAGUCCACCCACGCCAAUGGCACCCUGAAGGGCUCUAACCACCCCUCCCAGUCCUCUCAUCCCUCAAGUCUCUUCCCACAAUGGAUGGCGUCAGGAGGGGAAGGUCACCGGCAUGCCCGCUCCCAAACCAUGCCCAUCAUCAGGGGCAAGAAUGCUCUCAACAACCCUAAGCUGCUGCAUAUGAUGGAGACAGAUGGGAACAUUCAGGAUGGGGACACCCUGAGUCCUACAGAUAUUGAGGCAAACAUGUCCACCGAGGUGGCCCUCACUGUGCUGGAUGUACUGGAGCUCUUUGUCCAUCAUCACAAGAAGCAGCUGUUGCUGGAUGAUGGACAAAAUGUACUGAUGAAGAAGGUGCUGGACACCUACUUGCUCUUCUUUCAGAUCAACCAAUCAACGGCCACUCUACGGCAUAUCUUCGCUGGACUCAGGCUCUUUGUACAAAAGUUCCCCAGUGCAUUCUUCCAGGGUAAGGCAGACCUGUGUGGCUGUCUGUGCUACGAGAUCCUCAAGUGCUGUAACCAUCGCUCCAGCUCCACCCAGACGGAGGCCGCUGCCCUGCUGUAUUUUUUCAUGAGAAAAAACUUUGAGUUUACAAAGGGCAAGUCUAUAGUCCGCUCACAUCUGCAGGUCAUCAAGGCAGUGAGCCAGUUGAUAGCAGAUGCUGGCAUUGGAGGCUCCAGAUUUCAGCAGUCUCUGGCUAUCAUCAAUAACUUUGCCAACGGAGAUGCACCACUCAAGAACACUCCAUUCCCUGCUGAGGUGAAGGACCUGACCAAACGGAUCAGGACGGUUCUGAUGGCCACAGCCCAAAUGAAGGAGCAUGAGAAGGAUCCGGAGAUGCUGGUGGAUCUCCAGUACAGUCUGGCUAACUCCUACGCCAGCACGCCCGAGCUUCGAUGCACCUGGCUGGAGAGCAUGGCUAAAGUUCACGUCCGCAACGGCGAUCUCUCAGAGGCUGCCAUGUGCUACAUCCACAUCUCAGCCCUUAUUGCUGAAUCCCUGAAGAGAAGAGGCUACUGGAGAGCUGACAAGGCCAGGAUGUCCAGUGUGUCCCCUGAAGAAAGCCCUGUCUAUAACUGUAGCUCCUUACUAACUACCUCCCGAGAUCAAGACACGUCGUUCUCCAUGGGCUGGGCAGCGUUCAUGUGCAUCAGCCCCAAUGUCAAGGAGGAGGGGGCCAUGAAGGAAGACACUGGGACACAAGACACACCAUAUACAGAGGACACUCUGGUGGAGCAGCUGGAGCUGUGUGUGGACUACCUGUGGAAAUCAGAGAGAUACGAGCUCAUCGCUGACAUCAACAAACCUGUGAUUGCUGUCUUUGAAAAGAGAAGGGAUUUUAAGAGGCUGUCAGAGCUGUACUACGACAUCCAUCGCUCCUACCUGAAGGUGACUGAGGUGGUGAACUCAGAAAAGCGACUCUUCGGUCGCUACUACCGUGUAGCUUUCUACGGACAGGGUUUCUUUGAGGAAGAGGAGAGCAAAGAGUUUAUCUACAAAGAGCCGAAGCUGACAGGGCUGUCGGAAAUCUCGCAGAGACUCCUCAAACUCUACUCGGACAAGUUUGGAGCUGACAAUGUCAAGAUGAUACAGGACUCCAAUAAGGUAAAUCCUAAAGACAUCGACCCCAAGUUUGCCUACAUUCAGGUGACGUACGUGGUGCCCUUCUUUGAUGAGAAAGAACAACAGGACAAAAGGACAGACUUUGAGAGACAUCACAACAUCAACCGCUUUGUGUUUGAGACGCCGUUCACUCUGUUAGGGAAGAAACAUGGAGACGUAGAGGAGCAGUGCAAGAGACGCACCAUACUGACCACGAGUUCCAGUUUCCCCUACCUGAAGAAGCGUAUCCAGGUGGUGGAGCAGCAGAGCACAGAAAUGAACCCGAUUGAGGUGGCCAUCGAUGAGAUGUCACGAAAAGUAUCUGAGCUCAACCAGCUGUGCAACAUGGAGGAGGUGGACAUGAUCCGGCUGCAGCUGAAACUGCAGGGCAGCGUCAGCGUCAAGGUGAAUGCAGGGCCCAUGGCCUACGCCAGGGCGUUUUUAGAGGAGAAGAAUGCCAAGAAAUACCCAGACAACCAGGUCAAACUGCUCAAGGAGAUCUUCAGGCAGUUUGCAGAAGCCUGCGGUCAGGCACUGAAUGUGAAUGAGCGCCUGAUCAAGGAGGACCAGCUGGAGUACCAGGAGGAGAUGAGAGCUCACUACCGGGACAUGCUGACUGAGCUGUCUGGCAUCAUGAAUGAACAGCUACACAAAAGUGUUCAUGCUGCCAGUACCUCCUCUCUCUCUAACAGCUCUCUGUCCACUCUUUCUAAGACUGAUUCCUCACACAAGACAACCAGGAACGGAACGGCACAGCGCCUACUGAAUGGCCAAUAGACUCUCAAAAAAUCCAUUGUGCCAGUUUGAGCUUCAUAAGUGGCUUAUUUUCUUUUUUCUGACUGUAGUUGUUUCCUGCUGUAACAAGCGGCAGGCUAGUGGAACUGUGCCUGAUGGUGAGUUCAGAGAAAAUAAGGAAAGAAGUGUGUAGACUGUGGUCGUGAUAGUAGUCCUGUGGUUGAACGUUGACUAUCGUCGGUAGAGGCCAGGCUGCUGGACUGUUAGCUACUGUUUGUUUUGAAGACUCGAUCCCCCGCCCUGCCAACUGAUUCAUCAGCUUACAUACUGACAAACACACUCACAAACAAGUACACAAAGUGCAUAUGUUCACACAAACAACAUGCGCCUUCUCUCCACAACCCCGUCCCUUUAGAGAACAGUGACCUUACUGAGCUUGAGGUGCGUUCAGCUUUAUGUAACAUAUACUUCUCCGGUGCAUUUUGAUGACAGUUUUUGGAUUUUUUCCUGUGGAUAUCAUUGUACUUUACACUAUCUUAAGAGAUAUUGUAAGAUUACUGAUGUGAACAAAAGAAUAUUUGAUUACAGGUUUUCUAACUAACGAAGCAUCUGAAGAGUUGAACGCACCUCCAGUUCCUGUAUGAAUGUAGAGCAGCUCCACAUUGCUACUUUGUAUCCUUGCUAAUGUUCUGGAUAUAUCACCUUCCCGAUUUUCAAACGGAAACAAAACAAAUUAUGUUUUGUAACAUUUUUAUGAUUCCAAUUGCAUUGUUACUGUUAUUAUUUCCUGUACUGUUUUGAAUUGUAAAUAAGAAAUAUUAAUAUUUAAAACGUU